AUGAAUAAUAAUAACAAUAGUGGUAAUAAUAGAAAUAAUAAUAAUAAUGAAGAUAUAAGAAAAUUUUUUAUUCCAGGGUGGAAACCUGAAGAUGAAAAUAAAACAACAACCACUACCACAACCACAACCACUGCAACUAUGGCACAACAAAAUGAAAAACCUAGUUUUUUAAGAAAAGCUUCAAAAGGUCCAAAUACACAAAAUAAUCAAAUUUAUCAUGGUAAAAGGUCAUCGUCAUAUCCCACACAAUUCGAUAAUUUUAAAAAUAAUUUUAAUAAAAAUGAUAAUAAAAGCGGUUUACCAAAACAAUUUAAUAGUUUAACAAAUAGGAAUAAUAUUAAUAAUACCAAUAGAAAUAUAAAUAAUAGAACAAAUUAUAAUAAUAAUAAUAAUAAUAAUAAUAAUAAUAAUAAUAAUUAUAGAUCAAAUUAUAAUAAUUCACAACUAAACUUAUCAAAUUUAGGUGUACAACAAUUUACAUCCAAUGAAGUUGAAACUAGAGUUAUUCAAAAGAUUGAUAAAAGACUUACUAUUAGCGAAAUAAAUGAUUUAGAAAAAGAUUUAAAGAAAUUUAAAAAAGAAAAGGACGAAGUUGAAGCGUUUUUAUUUAAGAACAGCGAAAGAGAAUUAAACAGUAAUAAAAAGGAUAUGGACAAAGACACAUUUGACUCAUUAAUAGUUUUGGUAAAUUCAAAAAAAAAGAGAUUACAAGAAAUCAGAUCAAUUGAAAGAGAUAUCGAAAAUAAAAUCCAUUCAAGAAAAGAACAACUUAGAAUUGAUAGAGAGAAAAGAUUAUCCGAACAAAAUAGUGCCAAUGAUGAUAAGCAACCCAAUGUAAAUUUAAAUUCACCAAGUUUUUUAGAUAAAGCACUAGGUUUAUCAAGUAAUAGUAACAACCUAAUUGGUGGGAAUGAUCAACAAGAUAGAGAUUUAUUAAUUAGAACUGGUAAAAUUACUCCAUUCGAUAAUAUCCCAAGAAAAAAAACCAUUCUAUUAGACUCAAUUCAAGAUAUUAAUCCACAGGACACUGAUGACUCUAAAUCAAAACCAACGGAUAAAGUUUCAAAAGUUGCAAUGAAACCAAAUAAGAAAUCUACCAAUCCUUUUAAUAUUAAAAAGAAACCAUUAUCAGCAAAACAAAAAAAGAAGCAACAGAAAAUGAACAAAUAUAAUAUUCAAAGAGAGGCUCCAAAGAAAUUACAAGAAUUUUAUGAUGAUUUUGGUGAUUUAGAUUCAAAUUUUUUAAAUGUGACCGAUCAGAAUUCAAAUAGUAAUAGUGAAAAAGAAGAUGAAGAUGAAGAUGAAAAUGAAAAUGAAAAUGAAAAUGAAAAACCAAAUAAAAAAGAGAAAAAAGUUAAAGCCAAAAAGAAAAAAACACCAAAAACUUCAACUUUAACAACUUUAGUAACACCACCAAACGAAUUAAAUCCAUCAAAUAUAAGCCUAAGUGGUAGAAUAAGGACACCUCUAAAUAGAAUUGGUCUCGUUGAAAAAGAAAAAGAAAUUGAUGAAUCUGAUGGUGAUAACGAAGAAAUGGAUGAUGAAGAAAUGGAUGUCUCUGACAAGGAUGAUGACUAUAUUGAAAUUGAUGACGAAGAAGACAACAAUUUAACUAAUCAAGAAGAUGAGGAUUUUGAAAAAGAAUUUACAAUUAAAGAUAAUAAAAGAAAAAGAAAUAAUGACAUCAAUACCAAAAAGAAAAAAACAAAGAAAUCAAAUGAGGAAGAUGAAGAAGAAGAAUCUUAUGAGGAAGAAGAGUCGUAUGAAGAAGAGGAAGAAAGAAUUAACAUUCACAAAGAAAGAUGGGCUGAUGAUGCGAAUGAAGAUUUAUAUCAAAAAAGGUUGUUUGAAUGGAAACAAAGACAAAUUCAAAAUCACUAUAAAAAAAUGAAUUUAGAUAAAAGAUUAGAGAUUAUUGAAAAAUAUACCGGCACAAUCAAUAAUAAUACAACACCUUCAACAACAAAUGAUGAUGAAGAUGCAAACCAAACCUAUAAAGAAGAUGAAGAAGAUGAUUAUUUAAAUCCAGAUAAAUUAGAUAAUGAAACAGUUUUUGGUGAAAUUGAAAAUCAAGUUAAAAAUAUAUUAAAUGAAGAAGAAUUGGUCGAAGAAGAAGAAAUUGGUGAUGAUUUUCAAAUUGAUGAAAAUUUUAAAAUUCCAUUUGAUAUCUAUAAGAAUCUAUUCGAAUAUCAAGUCACUGGUGUACGUUGGCUUUAUGAACUCCAUUGUCAAGAGGCAGGUGGUAUAGUUGGUGAUGAAAUGGGUUUAGGUAAAACAAUUCAAAUUGUAUCAUUUUUAGCAUCACUUCAUUACAGUAGAAGACUUGGGGGUCCUGCACUUAUUGUUGCACCCGCAACUUUACUAUCGAAUUGGGUUAAAGAAUUUCAUAAAUGGUGGCCACCAUUCAGAGUUGGUUUAUUCCAUUCAUCAUCAUCGUCAUUAUCAAAAGAUGACAUAGUAAAGAAAAUAGCAUCAAAGGGUCAUAUUCUUUUAACUACUUUUGAACAAAUCCGUAUACAUCAAGAUAUUUUACUGGAACAUCACUGGGACUAUGUAAUAUUGGAUGAAGGUCAUAAAAUUCGUAAUCCGGAUGCAGAGGUCACAUUAUCAUGUAAACAAUUCCAAACUUGUCAUCGUAUUAUUCUUUCUGGUUCACCAAUUCAAAAUAAACUUACAGAGUUAUGGUCACUUUUCGAUUUUGUAUAUCCAGGAAAAUUAGGAACUUUACCCAUUUUUAAAACUCAAUUCUCAUUACCAAUAUCAGUUGGUGGUUUUGCAAAUGCUUCGCCUAUCCAAGUCCAAACCGCUUAUAAAUGUGCUGUUGCUUUACGUGAUUUAAUUUCGCCAUACAUGCUCAGAAGAAUUAAAGCCGAUGUAUUAAAAUCUCUCCCAUCUAAAAAUGAACAGGUUUUGAUGUGUCCUUUAACAAAUUUCCAAGAGAAGCUUUAUUUAGAGUUUUUAGAUAGUAACGAUAUAAAAUCUGUGCUCGAAGGAAGAAGGAAUGCACUCUAUGGUAUCGAUAUCUUGAAAAAGAUUAGCAAUCAUCCAGAUAUUCUACAUAUGGACCCUCAUGAUGAAGAUAGACCCGAGGAUUAUGGUAACAUUAAUCGUUCUGCAAAGUUGCGUGUAGUUGAUCAAAUUUUACCACUCUGGUAUAAGCAAGGUGAUAAAGUUUUACUCUUUUGCCAAACUAGACAAAUGUUGGAUAUUGUAGAAGCAUAUAUUAGAAAUUCAACAACUUUCAACUAUUUAAGAAUGGACGGUACAACUUCAGUUAAACAUAGACAAUCAUUGGUUGAAGAGUUUAAUCUUGAUGAAAAACUAUUUAUUUUUUUGUUAACAACUAAAGUUGGUGGUCUUGGUUUAAAUCUUACAGGUGCAAAUAGAGUAAUUUUAUUCGACCCAGAUUGGAAUCCAUCUACCGAUACUCAGGCCAGAGAAAGAGUGUAUAGAAUUGGUCAAAAGAAAUCUGUUACCAUUUACCGUUUAGUAACUCUUGGUACAAUUGAAGAAAAAAUAUAUCAUCGUCAAAUCUAUAAGCAAUUUCUUACAAAUAAAAUUUUAAAAGAUCCAAGACAAAAAAGAUUCUUCAAAUCAAAACAUUUUAAAGAAUUAUUUACAUAUUCAAAGAGUAACAAAGGUUCCGAAACUGGUAAUAUUUUUAGCGAAUCAAAUUCAGAAAUUUUACCUGAACAUAUGAAGGAUAGUGAUAAUGAAGAAGACAUUAACAAUAAUAAUAAUAAUAAUAAAUCAAAUAAGAGCAAACUUUCUUCUUCCAAUUUACCAAGUAUACCAAAAAAACAAAAUAAUGAUUAUAUAGACAGUUCAUCAGAUGAAGAAAAAACAAAGGUUAAUAAAAAGAGAAAAUCAAAUAAAAGUAAUUCAAUUGAUGAUGAAAAUGGUGGCAAUGAUGAAAAAUCAAAUAGUAACGACGAUGACUCUUAUAUAUUAAAGUGCUUAUUUGAAAAAGAAGGUUUAAAAAGUGCUUUAAGACAUGACACCAUUAUGGAUCAAUCUGGUCCUGAACAUUCUUUAUUAGUAAACGAAGCGGAGAAGAUUGCAUCAAAAGCUGUUGGUAUUUUAAAAAAAUCAAAAGAAUUAAUCGAUAGGCAAAGAUCAUCAUCAUCAACUCUAACAUGGACUGGAAGGUUUGGAUCUUCAGGUUUACCAACACUAAUGAAUAGUAAUAAUAAUACAGGUAGAUUUGGUCAAAAAUCAAAAUUACAAUCACAACUAUCACCGCUUCAAUCAAUAAGUAAUAUUACAGUAGACUCUGAUAAUAUACUUUUAAAUAAAUCAAUUACAAAUAAUAAUAGCAACAAUACAAAUAACAAUAAUACAAAUACCAAUAAUAAAUUCUCUUCAACUAGAAUUUUAUCAACUUUAAAUAAUAAAGAAGAGGAAGAUGCUAAAAACUUGUUUGGUGGUUUAAAUUCAAACGAAAUUAUAGAAAAAAUCUUUAACUUUAUCAUGGAAAAAGGAGGCUCUGUAACAACCCAAACAAUUAUAAACAAUUUCUCACUUACUAUAAACGAAGACCAAGCUCCUUUAUUUAAAGCUUUGUUAAGAAGUGUUUCCGAUUUUGAUAAAGUUUCAAAACGUUGGGUUGUUAAAUCUGAAUUUUUAUUAAAUUAA
Molecule: messenger RNA, 4635 nt
Organism: Dictyostelium purpureum
Lineage: Eukaryota; Evosea; Eumycetozoa; Dictyosteliales; Dictyosteliaceae
Exons: 2
Coding region: 1-4635 (1544 amino acids)
Biological process (GO): transcription-coupled nucleotide-excision repair
Cellular component (GO): nucleus
Molecular function (GO): ATP-dependent chromatin remodeler activity; ATP binding
Source: RefSeq, a predicted model, not a curated record